CGGCGGUGGCGAAGCUUUGUCAGCCGCGGCGCCCGUUCCGCCCGCAGUCCCGCGCGGCCGCUCCCCUCCGGCGGCAGGGCGCCUCCCGGCCCUCUCCGCACCGCCCGGUUCCGAGGAGGCCGGGGCCAGGGCACCCGGAGGGCUCUGACGGCGGCCGCCCGAGCUUGCAUUCAAGUCCUUCCACAUAAACCUGAAAUGUCAGGAAUCAUGGGUAGCUUCAGCAAAGAACAACUUGAAUUCACCUUCCUUGAUGAGGGCUUUACUGCCAAGGAUAUCCUUGACCAAAAAAUAAAUGAAGUGUCAUCUUCUGAUGAUAAAGAUGCCUUCUAUGUUGCUGACCUCGGGGAUAUUGUGAAGAAGCACGUGCGGUGGCAUAAAGCCCUUCCUCGAGUAACCCCCUUCUACGCUGUCAAAUGCAAUGACAGUGAAGCUGUAGUGAAGACUCUUGCUGUUCUUGGUGCAGGAUUUGAUUGUGCCAGUAAGACGGAAAUACAGCUGGUUCAGAGUGUUGGUGUACCUCCUGAGCGAAUUAUAUAUGCAAAUCCCUGCAAACAACUAUCUCAAAUCAAACAUGCUGCUAGCAGUGGUGUACAGAUGAUGACAUUUGAUAGUGAAGUAGAACUAAUGAAAAUUGCAAGGGCCCAUCCAAAAGCCAAGUUAGUGUUGCGUAUCACAACUGAUGACUCCAAAGCAGUUUGUCGUCUCAGUGUUAAAUUCGGAGCUACUCUUAAGACAAGCAGGCUUCUUCUGGAGCGUGCGAAAGAGCUGGACCUUGCCAUUGUUGGAGUUAGUUUCCAUGUUGGAAGUGGAUGUACAGACCCAGAGACCUUUGUGCAGGCUAUUUCCGAUGCCCGCUGUGUGUUUGAUAUGGGAGCUGAACUUGGCUUCAAUAUGUAUCUGCUUGACAUUGGUGGUGGCUUCCCCGGCUCUGAAGACGUCAAGCUUAAAUUUGAAGAGAUCACAAGCGUAAUCAACCCAGCACUGGAUAAAUAUUUUCCUUUGGAUUCUGAAGUAACUAUUAUUGCAGAGCCAGGAAGAUACUAUGUUGCAUCAGCAUUCACACUGGCAGUCAAUAUCAUUGCCAAAAAAAUUGUAUUAAAGGAGCAAACAGGUUCUGAUGAUGAAGAUGAUGUGAAUGACAAAACACUUAUGUAUUAUGUGAAUGAUGGCGUCUAUGGAUCGUUCAAUUGCAUCUUGUAUGAUCAUGCACACGUUAAACCAGUUCUGCAAAAGCGGCCUAAACCAGAUGACAGCUGCUACUCCUGCAGCAUAUGGGGACCAACGUGUGAUGGCCUAGAUCGUAUUGUUGAGCGUUGUAACAUGCCAGAGUUACAAGUUGGUGACUGGAUCCUGUUUGAAAACAUGGGUGCCUAUACUGUUGCAGCAGCUUCUACUUUCAACGGAUUCCAGAGGCCAACAAUACAUUAUGUGAUGUCAAGACCAGCAUGGCAACUAAUGCAACAGAUAAAGGAGCAGGAGUUCCUAGCUGAAGUGGAGGAGCAGGAUGUUGCCAGUCUGCCCCUCUCCUGUGCCUGUGAAAGUGGAAUUGAGUAUCCAGCAACUUGUGCUUCAGCUAGUAUUAAUGUAUAAAUAAUAAAUUACUUAGUAACUAACUGCAAGUUUAGUCAUUGAAUUUAGGGCAUUUGGGGGACCAUUAACUUAAUUCUUGCUAGAAUUUUUAAGUGUUUUUUAAAAGUUUAGGUUUGGCAUAAAUGCGACAAAAAAUGACUAGGAGAUGGGUCACAUUUAUCUGUGUUCCUAUGGAAACUAUUUGAAUAUUGUUUUAUAUGGAUUUUUAUUCACUUUUCACAUGCUACUAAAGACUGACCCUCACCUGUCAAACAAGUAUUUGUAGCUUGUGGAUGGCAGAAUGGGCUAAGCUUAGUGUUCUGUGACCUACCUGUUUUAAAAUAAAAGUAUAUU
This is a messenger RNA of Numida meleagris (helmeted guineafowl), 1923 nucleotides long. RefSeq names its product ornithine decarboxylase 1 (gene ODC1). Gene Ontology annotation, molecular function: ornithine decarboxylase activity. The transcript is spliced from 11 exons. Gene Ontology annotation, cellular component: cytoplasm. NCBI's taxonomy places the organism in Eukaryota, Metazoa, Chordata, Aves, Galliformes, Numididae. The record is from RefSeq and is a predicted model, not a curated record. The coding region runs from base 196 to 1590 and encodes 464 amino acids.